Messenger RNA from Caenorhabditis briggsae, 6681 nucleotides. It is a transcript of the gene Cbr-clec-78, whose product is annotated as Protein CBR-CLEC-78. NCBI's taxonomy places the organism in Eukaryota, Metazoa, Nematoda, Chromadorea, Rhabditida, Rhabditidae. The transcript is spliced from 25 exons. The coding region runs from base 1 to 6681 and encodes 2226 amino acids. The record is from RefSeq and is a predicted model, not a curated record. Gene Ontology annotation, molecular function: protein binding; calcium ion binding.
AUGCACGAAAAUUGUCGGAAACGACGACUUCUGACAGAAGUCGUCUUUGUAGUUUUAUUGUUGCUUAUUGAGCCCACCCAAUCCUCUUCAUCCUCCUCAAAAUUCACCCCACCAUCACAAGUGACGGACGUGGAACUCAAGUGUCCAGACGAAUGGAUUCGUCUCGGCACGAAAUGUUAUCUCCCGUUCAACAUACACCAAUCAUGGCCGUUUGCGCUGACGACAUGUCAAAGAUACGGAUCGACACUGGCCAAAAUUCAGACUGGUUCCGAGAACCAGUUCAUCGCGAAUCUACUGUCGAAGCCGGGAGGAAAAAUGGGCGAGAUUAAAGAGUACUGGAUUGGGUUGACUGUUGAGGUCCUCGACGACGAUGAGCUCUACAUUUGGUCAGACGGAACGCCUACAUCUCGCUACGUGGGCUUCUGGAGACAGGAUCAGCCAAACUUCCUAAACGGGACAUGUGCAAUGGGUCGUGUGGAACGAAAAGACCUCGAAUGGAGACUAGAAACCUGUAAUCUCCUCCGCAGAUUCGUUUGUGAACGUCCAGCAUGCGUUCAAGGAUCCUAUUUCUGCUCAUCUGGAUCCUGUAUCUCGGAAUCCAAGAAGUGUAAUGGAUUCAAUGAUUGUGACGAUGGAUCCGAUGAACAAAACUGUCCAUCAGCAUUCCAACCGGCUUGCCGGACCUAUGAAAAAGGAGAAAGUGGACAAUUAAGCUCACCGAACUAUCCAAAUAGCUAUGACCCGAAUUUAAACUGCCGUUAUGUUUUGGAAGGACCCGUGAACUCGAGAAUCGAGUUGACGAUAGAGCAUUUUGAGACAGAACCCGUUUUUGAUGUUUUGACAGUGCUAGAUGGUGGACCAGCGGAGAAUAGUACAACAGUAAUAAAACGGCUCUCCGGCUCUUUUGAAACUGCUCAAACCAUCACCUCCUCAACGAACAUGAUGAUAGUCCAGUUCCGAAGCGAUGCUCAAUCGAAUGCCAGAGGAUUCCAACUGAAAUGGAGAGCUAUUCCAUUCUCCUGUGGUGGCCACUACAUUGCUCAGGCUUAUAUUCAACCUUUUGUCUCUCCCGGAUACCCAAAAACGUUCGCCAACGGCGCGGAGUGUGUCUGGACCGUGGAAACCACCCCUGGACAAGUGAUUUCGCUGAUUUUGGACGACUUCUCUCUUGGCGCCGAGGACAAUCUGAUAAUCUACAAUGGACCAACGCCUUCGGCUACCGUACUUGCAUCAUUCUCUGGAAACCUCACCACCAAGAAAUACGUCACCUCCUCCACCUCCCACAUCUACAUCUACAUGAUGACUCGUCAGAAUUCAAAUUCCCGCGGUUUCUCAAUUUCCUACAAACGUGGAUGUGACCUAUCGAUGAGUGACGUCCUCGGAGAAAUCAUCUCUCCCGGAUAUCUGUCUUCUGAAUACCCCAACGACGUCCAAUGCACAUAUACCAUCGAAACCGAGGACCAGAAGGCGGACAGAUCGAUUAGUUUGAUUGCUCAGCGGUUUGACUUGGCCGAUGGGGAUACUGUAAGAGUGUUUGAGAAUUCUGUGAGCAAAGGAAAGGCACUUCAUGAAAAUGAUGGAUUUGGACUGAAAACUAAGCCGGAGAAACAGAUAGAUUCGAAUUCAAAUCGCAUUCAAAUGGUGUUCAAAUCGGGUUCCUCCAGACAAGCGAUGGGAUUCAAUUUCAGUUAUUCUAUUGUUACAGCCCAACAAACAAAAUCUCUCAAACUUUCAAUAAUCCCAAUUCCUAAUUUGUUGUUUCCAGACUGCCCCGCAUUUCCAUCUGUCCCAAUGGUGACCCUAUCUACAAAACAGCGGUCCGUGAGCACUCGGGUUACUGUAUCUUGUCCCAUUGGUUUUGAAUUUGCUUCUGGAGAGGGUAUUUCGAAGACUGUCGUGUGUUUGAUGGGCGGAAAAUGGUCGCAGAGCCAUAUUUCGACUUGCCAGCCCAUUUACUGCGGCGCCGUGCCCCAAAUCGCAAAUGGCUAUGUUGACAGCGCCACCAACGUCUCCUUCGGCGGCCAGGUCAAAUAUUCGUGUCACAAAGGCUUCUUCUUCUCUUCCGGAAAAGAUAUCGAGACGGUAUACUGUGGAGAGCUCGGAAAAUGGAACACACCGCCGCCAUGCAAGGCUGCCACGUGUCAACCGUUGACCCAAUUCACAAAUGGAGAGAGAAGACUCGAGUUUGGUGAUGGAACGGGUUACGGUAGUGUGUUCCGAUACGAUUGUCAUUCGGGAUACCGGCGAGAGGGUGUGGAGAGUUUGUUGUGUAAAUCCGAUGGCACUUGGUCGUCGAAACAGCCCAGUUGUACGAGUGAGUUGAAGAUUCUUUUUAUUCCCGUUUUUGGCCUAGUUUUUUUCGUCAAGUCGCUUGCACACAUCUCCCAGAAGUCCCGAAUGCCAGAAUCGAGGUUCCCGAUCGAUUCCUAUUUGGUGACGUCGCUCGUGUCGUCUGCAACUCUGGCUUCACAAUUGACGGACCUGAAGAGGUACUGUAGUUUUUCAGAUUUUCAAAAUUUCCAAAAAACAAUGUCUUCAGAUCCGCUGCCUGGCCAAUCAGACUGUCUCCUCAACCCGCAAUUAAUGUGCCUCGAAUCCCAACCAAUCGAGACAGGAUCCUCCAACUUCUGCCCGGACCCUAAAUCCACUGAUAAGAAGAUCAAAGUGCUCAAAUUUGCGAUUCCAAUGAUUGUGGAGCAGAUAAGAUUCACCAACCAGCGAAACGGAAAAAUCCAAAAGAUCAGUGUCAAGUACUCCGAAUCGAACAAAUCUCGCACCAAAAAACUGCAAAUCGAUAAUCAAUCGAUUUUCGGUGUCGAUGAUGAUGACGUGGCAACACUUCCGAUGGCUUUGGAGGUUCAAGUGCUGGAAAUUGAAGCCGUUGGGAUGGAAGGCACACCGUGUGUAGAGGUUGAAGCGCUGGGAUGUCAGAGGACGUCGUGUGCCGAUAUAAAUGAGUGUUUGAAGAAUAAUGGACAUUGUGAUCAUUUGUGUAUCAAUACUCAAGGAAGUUAUAAGGUAAGAGGGAUAUUUUGGUGCGCCUGCCGUAAUGGAUACGAUUUGUUCAUGGAGAAUGGGCAGUCAGGAGUGAAUGUUUCGGCUGGAGAGACUGGAAAUAAUGUUAACGAUUUGAUAAGAUUUGAAAAAUCAUGUGUCCCAAGACAGUGUGAACAUAUUGGGUCCCCGGAAAACGGGCAAUUGCUAUCCACAGCCAAAAAUUUCGAGUUCCCAAUGAUCGUCCAAUUUCAGUGUGAUUUUGGUUAUCAAAUGAUGGGACCAGACUACAUACAGUGUUUGGCAGAUGGCACAUGGAAUGGAACUGAGCCGUUUUGUUUGCCCGCCACCUGCCAAGGCAUCGAACAACUCCCCUCCAAAUCCGACGGUCUCCACGUCACCCCGAACAACUCAACCAUCACCUUCGGCCAAAACGUGUCCAUCUCCUGCACCUUGCCCAAUCGACCAGGCCGUCCAAACUCCGCCCUCUUCUCCUAUCGUCAAUGUAUUUUUGACCCGAAAGACGAUGGAAGGGACUACUGGCUAUCUGGUCCACCACCAGAGUGCUCUUUCAUUGAAUGCCCCGCCCCUCCAACAAUGCCAGGUGCCGUUUAUGUCGGUGACGUCACCGAUCGUAAAAUGGGAUCUACAUUGGAGUUCACCUGUCGACAACCGUAUACUGUAGCUGGGCGGAGCGAUAGGACCAUAAAGUGUUCGUCAGAUGCCACCUGGGAUCUAGGAGAUUUACGGUGUGAAGGGCCAGUUUGUGUGGAUCCAGGAUAUCCCUAUGAUGGACAGGUUAGUCUUUUUGUUGGCAUUGUCGAGCUAGAGUCCGUCGAAGAAGGCGCAAUCGCUCGAUUCUCAUGCAAACGACCCGGAUUCGUGCCAUUCCCAAGUGACACUCUUCAAUGUGCACUUGGAGCAUCUUGUGUGCUCUCAGAAGACGUUGGAAUUGUGUCUGGAUUUGUCCCAGAUGGAGCAUUCUCGGAUAAUUCGGAUUCGACGAAUUUGGGAUACGAACCGCAUCACGCCAGGAUGGGAAGCAGUGGAUGGUGUGGUGCCAAAGAGGAUUUCAUCUUUUUGAGUGUGGAUUUGCAGAGAGUCUACACCCUGACCACUCUCCGCAUCGCCGGCGUAGCCGGCUCCGGCCAUUUAAAAGGACACGUCACCAAGUUCCAGCUCUUCUACAAGACCCAAAAUCAGAACAAAUACGAGCCCUACCCAGUGGAAUUUGAAUCUCCCGCCGGCAACCACAACGCGAUGCAUCAUUUCGAUUUGAAAUUCUCUCUUCGAGCCAGAUAUAUUCUUUUCGGAGUCACAGAAUACGAGGGAAAUCCAUGUAUGAAAUUUGAUUUGAUGGGCUGUGUGGCUCCGGUUUUCGCGGCUCAUGAGGUUGACAGUCAUCUACAGAUUGGAUGGAAUGGAUCAGUACCCCAAUGUGUUGAUAUGGACCCGCCGAAGUUUGAAAAUUGCCCGGAAUCGGAAAUUUUCGCGAAGGUUGAUGAAAAUGGACAGCUGAAGGCGGUGGAGUUUGAAGAGCCCGUGGCUAGUGAUAAUAGUGGGAAGAUUGCUUACACCCAAAUCGAGCCGCUUGGAAUGCGUUCUGGCCUGAUGAUCACCUCCGAUAUGGACAUCACCUAUACCGCAUACGAUUCGGCUGGAAAUACAGCUGUUUGCACGCUGAAAAUUCGAAUUCCAGACACCCAACCGCCAGUUAUGAAGUGUCCCGACUCCUACACAAUCCCAGUUGGCAACUCGACAAAACAUGUCAUUUUCGACAUGACUACUGUAGAUUUGGUCCUUCACGACACCUCCAACGUGUCAGAGGUCACUUUCAGCCCAACUGAAGCGACUCUGAAAAUCGGGGAGUUUGUGGAAGUCACCGCGCAAGCCGAAGAUGAGAAUGGCAAUAGGAAUAGCUGCAAGUUCCAAGUCGCCUAUGCUCCCGAAGCUUGCUCACCCGCCUCCUUGGCCUCAUCGAAUCACAUUGUCAAAAACUGUGUCCACGAAGAUGGUGCUGUAGUUUGUAGUGUGUACUGUGCUCAGGGAUAUCGAUUCAUUGAUCCGGACCAGAUUACGCAGAACUUUGUGUGCAAAGACGGACGGUGGUCGCCGAGGAACAACGCGCCGGCGUGUGUACCGAUUCCAAAAGACCCAGCUGGCUUCCAUGUCAACGUUGGUAUGACCUAUCCAGUUUUGUCACCAGUCCCGGAUCAUUGUUUGAAGGGCUACGCGGAGCUAGCAGCAAAAGAAUUUGACAACUUGGACAAGGUGCUCAGUGCUCGUUGCUCAUCGUCAGUUGAGGUCUUUGUGAGGCUGCUCAAGCUAGAUUUUAGUAAUUUGAAUGGACAGCUCAUCGGAAACUACACGAUCCAAGUGCUUCCUACCGAACAACAGAGCGUCUUCUAUGAUCUUUGCGGGCUGACCCUUCGGACGAUCUUUGAUUUGAACAUUCCGGGAGCCAACCAACCGAUCCAGUCGCUUUUGAGUCUUUCUGGAGAAUCCAUAGCCUCCCAGACGGCUGGAUGUCCUAGUAUCACUGCAAAAGGAUCUAGUAUAGUGCAAGGAUUUGCUUGUGGCACUGGAGAGGUGCUGAGACAAGAAGCCAAGGAUCGACUUCCGGAAUGUAGUAAGUAUUUUGUGGGAAAUUUUUGUAGGAAAUUUCAAGGGCUUUCUAAUCAUAUGCCAUUCUUUUUAGUGGCCUGCCCAUCCGGCUCUGUCAACAUCAACAACACCUGCAUCCUCUGCCCUCGUGGAUCCUACCAAGACGAUUCGGGUCAAACCUCGUGCAAACCAUGCCCAGAUGGAACCUACACCCUUGACGAAGGAUCUCAAUCCGUAGCAUCGUGUCUCUCAACAUGCGGUUACGGUAUGUACAGUACCACCGGUCUCAUCCCAUGCCAAUUGUGUCCCCGACACACGUUCUCCGGACCAGCACCAGUUGGAGGGUUCAGAGACUGCGAAGCCUGCCCAUCCGGUGCCUAUACUGCCAAACUAGGAGCCUCAAGUGCUACCGAAUGCCGGCUAGCUUGUAAAACCGGAAGCUACAGUAACACUGGCCUCGAACCUUGCUCCCCAUGCCCAAUCAACUUCUAUCAGCCUGCAUUAGGACAGCAAUCUUGCCUGGAAUGCUCCAACGCCACCGCCACUCAAGGAUCAGGAGAAUCCCUAGAGUCCGCUUGCUUCCCAAUCGAUUGCUCAGCCAAGAUGUGUGAAAAUAAUGCGGAUUGCUCAGUGUUCAUGCAUCGUGCUCAGUGUCACUGUAAGCCAGGAUAUGUUGGCGAUCGCUGUGAGAUCGUUGAGGACGUCUGCGCCACUCAGCCUUGCUACAAUGGUGGAAAAUGCGAGCAGGUUGGGACCACCUACAAAUGCACCUGCCCUAAGAUGUUCAGUGGAGCGAGAUGUCAAUUUGAAAGUGAUGAGUGUGUUGGGAAGACGUGCCCCAACGGUGGAGUUUGUCAUGAUUUGCCGGGAUUGAAGUCGACGACGUGUUUGUGCAGAACCGGAUUCGCCGGACCAAACUGCGAGGAAAUCACCGACAUUUGCUCCACGAAUAAUCCGUGUCGAAAUGGUGCAAGAUGUAUUGGCGAGAAGUUGGGACGGUUCAAGUGUCAAUGUGUGCCCGGAUGGGAAGGACCAACGUGUGAUAACAAUAUUGGGGAAGGCAAAAAAUUUGGGCGGAGCUAG